Cajanus cajan (pigeon pea) is the source of this 2069-nucleotide messenger RNA. RefSeq names its product BTB/POZ domain-containing protein At5g41330. The record is from RefSeq and is a predicted model, not a curated record. Gene Ontology annotation, biological process: protein homooligomerization. Gene Ontology annotation, molecular function: protein binding. Lineage: Eukaryota; Viridiplantae; Streptophyta; Magnoliopsida; Fabales; Fabaceae.
UCCUAAAUCCCACCUACCGGAGCACAAUUUUCUCUCUAUAUUCUCUUCAUUCACACAGUCCCAACUACUAUAACACACAUUUUUUUUUCUGUUGAAUUGAUUGGCAGCUGAGACGGAGGAAAGAAGAAAAUUGAGAAGAAUGCCUCCCUUUGAAGGCUCUAAACCGGCGGUGUGUCCGAAGGGGGAAACGAACAACAUAGUUUCGAUCGACGUGGGUGGUCAACUCUUUCAAACGACGAAACAAACCCUAACCUCGGCGGGUCCCAAAACCUUCUUCUCCCGAAUAGCGGAAUCUUCUGGAAUCUACACGCCGUUCAUAGACAGAGACCCUGAACUUUUCUCUCUUAUCCUUUCCCUCCUCAGAACCGGUAACCUUCCUUCAAAGGCCAAAGCUUUCGAUCUCCAAGACCUAAUAAUCGAGUCCAGAUUCUACGGCGUCGAAACCCUCUUAAUCAAUUCCCUCUCCAACCCUUCCCAAUUCGAACCCUUCAACCUCCAUAAAUCCCUCCUUUUGCCCCUCAACGGCCGCGACUCCCCCUCCGCCCUCGCCGCCCCCGCGUUCGGCGCCCUCCACGUCGCACACGGCAGCAAGAUCACCUCCUUCGACUGGUCCCUCCGCCGCAAGUCCACCCUCCUCACCCACUUCACCGCCGUCGACUCUCUCCUCGCGCUCUCGCCGUCGCUCGUGGCCGCCGGCGCCAACGACUUCUCCGGCCUCCAAAUCCUCGACCUGGAAAAGGGGCGCGUGAGGGAAACCCUGCACUGGGAAAACGUCACCAAAUCGGGCUCCACCGUCCAAGCCAUCGGAUCCUCGCCGGAGCAAAUGUUUGUUAGCUUCGAAUCUUCCCGUAGAAACUCAAACUCCAUAAUGGUGUACGAUGUUCAAAGCCUGGCCCCCGUGACGGAGAUUGCCCACAACGAAAUCUUCGGCGCCGACAUCGAUUCGGCGAUUCCGGCGACGAAGCUGCAGUGGGUGGAAAGUUGCAAGCUUUUGAUGGCAUCUGGGUCCCACAGCGGUCCCUCCGGCGUGAGCGGCAACAUGCGGUUGUGGGACGUUCGGUCGGGUAACGUAGUCUGGGAGACUUCGGAGAAGGUGGAUUGUUUUGCUGACGUGGCAGUUUGUGAUGGGUUGUCGGUUAUUUUUAAGGUUGGGGUGAAUUCGGGUGAGGCGUCCUACGUGGACUUGAGGAAGUUGAGUAGUGGCGGCGAGAGCACGUGGGUCUGUCUGGGAGAUAAGAGAAAGGCUCUGAAUGGGAAGAAGGAAGGUUUUGGUUGCAAGAUCCAAACGCAGGGGAAUCAGGUGUUUUGCACUAAGGCUGGUGACGUGGAGCUUUGGUCUGAGGUUGUUUUGAACGGUGGAAGGAUCUUCAAGAAGAACUUGAUGGGGAGGGUUAGGGACAUGGGUGGGGCUAAGGUUACCAAUUUGGCCUUUGGUGGGAGCACCAUGUUCUUGACUAGGAAGGAUCACCAAUCUGUUGAGGUCUGGCAGAGUUCUUCUACGGACUUUUGAUUUCUUACAAACUACAGUGGAGGAGUGGAUUUGUUAUUGUUCUUAUCAAAAUUCAACAUAGUUUAGUUGCUAGUUUCAUUGAAGAAAAAGGCAAUAUAUUAUUUGAACAUUCAAAUUUUACUAGAUAUCUAGUGGUGAGAAAUGAGAGGAAAAAAAUGUGCAGAUAAUAUGAUUUGAUAAGAAAAAUUACAUGGAGAAAGAUAGGGCCUUGAAAAUAAGGAGUGUCCAAAAAUUAUAACCAAAAAAAGUGGGGUGGCAAAGAGAUAGUUGGUAGGUGGUUUACAUGGUGUACAUAUUUAUUGUUUGGUGAGGUACCAACCAAGUGGACAAAUUGUAUUCAAUGUUUUUUGACAAAUUGUUUUAAUCUUUCUGUAAGAUGUCAAAUAUGCCAUUCGGCAUAAAAUGAAUGGAUGGAUGGUUGGUUUAGUGAGACAAAGGUGCAUCAAUUCUCCAAUUCUUUGUUAUUGUAGCUUUGUUUUUGUUUAUGAAAACAUGUAUAAACUUUUGGUUAUUUUUUUUCUUUUACAUAAAUGACUUAGUCUUGUAUUUUGGUGCAUCA